AAACUUUAUUGACUGAUUGCUCCUUCUACUCUAAGCCGAGCGCAGAGAGCGAGAGAGAAACCCUAGGUAAGGAACAAUGCCGGCUGGUCACGGUUUGAGAUCUCGCACGAGAGAUUCAUUCUCUCGUCCCUUCAGGAAGAAGGGAACCAUCGCCCUCACUACUUAUCUCAGAACUUACCACAUCGGCGAUUACGUUGACAUCAAGGUUAACGGCGCCGUCCACAAGGGUAUGCCUCACAAGUUCUACCAUGGCCGCACCGGUCGUGUCUGGAAUGUCACCAAACGCGCCAUUGGUGUCGAGGUUAACAAACAGGUUGGGAACAGAAUUAUUAGAAAGAGGAUUCAUGUGCGUGUUGAGCAUGUUAUGCCUUCAAGGUGCACUGAGGAGUUCCGUUUGAGGAAGAUCAAGAAUGAUCAACUCAAGGCGGAUGCUAAGGCAAAGGGUGAGAAAAUCAGCACCAAGAGACAGCCUGAGGGUCCCAAACCAGGUUUCCUUAUGGUGGAAGGAGCUCUAAUUGAAACUGUAACUCCCAUUCCCUAUGACGUGGUUAACGAUCUUAAAGGAGGAUAUUAGUUUUUUUUUUUACUGUUUGUUGGUUUGCCAUGUUGUUUUUUAGUUUUAGAUUACUCGUUCUAAGGAUACUGGUAAACAAUUUUAAUUUUGAUUUUGAUUCUCUAAAUACAAUUAUAUGUUCUAUUUUCUUCGGUAUUUAAUGAACUUUACAUCCUGUGAUUUGCGUAUAA
Messenger RNA from Vigna radiata var. radiata (mung bean), 744 nucleotides. RefSeq names its product 60S ribosomal protein L21-2-like. The record is from RefSeq and is a predicted model, not a curated record. The transcript has 2 exons. Gene Ontology annotation, cellular component: cytosolic large ribosomal subunit; ribosome. Gene Ontology annotation, molecular function: structural constituent of ribosome. Bases 77 to 574 code for a protein of 165 amino acids. Gene Ontology annotation, biological process: translation. NCBI's taxonomy places the organism in Eukaryota, Viridiplantae, Streptophyta, Magnoliopsida, Fabales, Fabaceae.